Molecule: messenger RNA, 260 nt
Organism: Drosophila virilis
Lineage: Eukaryota; Metazoa; Arthropoda; Insecta; Diptera; Drosophilidae
Source: RefSeq, a predicted model, not a curated record
AUGAAGUACUUCAAGCUUGAGUGGCUUUUGCUUGUCGCCUUAUUAUUAUGCCUCGGCGAUGUAUUUGCGGCACCAAAACGCAAAGCGAAACCGUUUCCCAUCAGGCUGCCAAAGAUUAACAUAAACAUUCAUCAUAAUAAUAUUCACAUUGGUUAAGUUUGUGUGAAAAUAGAAAACAUAGUUGAAGUUAUAUAAUUAAUUAUAAUUAACUACAAGCAAGUUUAAACCUACAAUAGAUAUUAAAAUUGUAUGAAACUAUU